Messenger RNA from Priapulus caudatus, 2572 nucleotides. RefSeq names its product DNA replication complex GINS protein SLD5-like. Gene Ontology annotation, cellular component: GINS complex. The coding region runs from base 656 to 1363 and encodes 235 amino acids. Lineage: Eukaryota; Metazoa; Priapulida; Priapulimorpha; Priapulimorphida; Priapulidae. The transcript is spliced from 2 exons. Gene Ontology annotation, biological process: DNA-templated DNA replication; double-strand break repair via break-induced replication. The record is from RefSeq and is a predicted model, not a curated record.
UUUCGCCUUUUAUAGUAAUUCAAAAUGCCUGCGAAGUGUGCAUGUUGUCAACAGAGAGCAAUAUUAAAGAGGCCAAAAACGAUGAACGCAGCGGUCAGGCUGUCGUGCGAUCAAAACUAAGUUUGCACGUGUGUAAAGCCGCAGGGGGACGAAUGCGGGAUAUACCGUGAAUCGCUGAAUUAACCUUCGCCGUAACCCGGAAAACUGAACUGCUUUGCGCGGACUGAGGUCCCUGAAAACCCUGAAGUUAGUAGUGAAACUCUACAGAGAAAUUGAGCUACUGUGAAUCUAAAGUACUACAUAACACUACUGAGAAACUAAACUACUGAGAAGUUCUGCAUCGGCCACGUCAAUUCUGCAAUCCAGAUUCUCGCACAAAAAAAACUUCGAACGACUUGUCGAAAAGCAGGCCACCCAGAAAACCGUGAAGUACUGAAUAUCUACUGAAAGUUUAACCUGCUGACGAUCUGAAAAGAGGAACUGGUGCCUCGCGUCGUUUUGCGUCGUUACCGCGGUUAUAACCGUACGUAACAUUGCAUUCCGGACAGUAGUGUAACCCGUUCAUCUGUUGUCAUUUCGUAACCGACGAAACCCGCGCUAACAAUCUCCGAGGCGUCGCGGCAUCGCGCAUCCCUGACCCGUCCGCCGACCCGUCAUGGCCGACGCGUUCCCGGCGCUCGACGACUCGCGACCCGACCUCGACCCCGACCUUGACCCCGACGAGGACGACGACGAGGAGGAGGAGCAGAUGACGGCGGCAGAGGUCGCCGCGCGGCUGGAGCGCGCGUGGACGGACGAGCGAUUCGCGCCGACGCUGCUCCCGCCGCGGCCCGAGAUCGUCGACUGCAUCCUCGACCAGCUCGCCGCCGUCGACGAAAACGUCCGCCAGAGGGCGCCCCGCGGCGGCGGCGGAGACGGAGGGCUGCGCGUCGUAGCGCAUCGCGCCGAGGCCGACCGACUACGAUUCGUCGUCGCCGCCUACCUCCGCGAACGCCUCGCCAAGGUCGAGCUACACGGGCGCCACCUGCUGGCCGGCGACGACGACGACGACGCGGCGCGGCGCAUGACGGACGAGGAGGCGACGUACGCUCGCGAGUUCGCCGACGGCGUCGACGCGCACGCCCGCCAGGUGGCGCUGCGGCACGUGCCGCCGAACCUGCAGGCGGCGGAGGCGCGGCAGGCGGCGGCGCCGAACAAGAGAGCGUACGUGUUCCUGCGCGUGAACGAGCGGGUAGAUGGCGUGGAGGUGGAGGCUGGAGGCGGGGAGACAGAGGUCGUGACCUUGGAGCGCGGGUCGCAGCACGUGAUGCAGUACGCGGCCAUCGCCGACCUGGUGGAGAGCGGCGUCGUCUCGCUCAUCUAGUGGCGCCCCCUACGGAGCAGCAGUGGCGCCCCCUACAGAGCAGCAGUGGUGCUUAACUCACUGAUUUAACAGCGCACCUUACGGAGCAGUAGCGGCGCCCCCUACAAAGCAACAGUGGCGGCAUCUAUGAGUUGCCGAUUUCGUGCGGUGCGAUGCCAUCUUGUUCAUGUAACAUCGCAGCUUACUGAGUGAUAUUGGCGCCCCCUACUUAGUGCCAACUGAGUAGCAGAGAGCAACGCACGCUACCGAGCGAUACUUGCUGAUCGAUUGUUUGUUUACGGCUGCGGAUGUACAUGACAAACGAACUCGGUGACUUUGUAAUGAUGUGAUCAUUUGAUGACAAGUUAUUAGUAAUGAUUGAUAAUAUUACUAUGUUAGGCCACCCUUAAAAAAUUGUUUGUUUCCCUUUUACCUACUCGACUCUCAGGUUACCGAGUAGGUAGGUAGGUAAAAAAUGUUUUUUAUUUUAUUUUGACAAGAUGUGUGUAUGUAUAUUCUGUUUUGUGUAUAUGUUUUUGCGGAACGAAUUUGAUUUUUUUUUGGUGAAAUGAAAUAAUUUUUGUUUUGUUUUAAUCGGCCAAUAAAAUGUGUCGCGUAGCGGCGUUUUGGCGAGUCGGUCGGUAAAGGGGAAACGAGCAAUAUUUUAUCUUAGGCCUUACUAUGUUAUCAAUUCGUGGACCACACGUCACGGCCAUGAGCUGCGAAACAUUACGCGCGCACUAUACAUUUUUUUAAAUUUCUUCCUUGUUCGAUCUCGUCGGUCGAAAACGAUGGCUCGAGUAACCGAAACCCCAAGCGCCCUCUGGUGUCAGCCUCACGGCAGUGUAAUGCCGUCGCUCAUUUCCCGGAACGUCCAUAGAAAGUCUCGGUGCGUGAUAUAUUUUUGUACCUGUUUUUCUGCGAUAUAAAUUGCAUUUCCAAAAAAAACUCGUGGUGCUGUGUUUUGUUUGUUCUCUUCGUCGUUGAAUGCCGACCCUCCACCGCGCGGCAUUGUUCCGACACCAGGUGUCAGCAACGGCAGCGACAAUCUACUAACUAUUCAACCAACGGUCGUGAGCUGAAAAACAGUGAAAACCGCGAAGCAAUCGCGUUUUUGGAUGUGAUCGGAGUUUAUUUCGUUUGUGGAUGGGUCUAUUGCGUUCUUUAUUUCCUCGUGAUCUGUCGAUGUAUAGGCUGAGAAAGAGACAUAUACAGUAUUUUAUUUUUCUA